This is a messenger RNA of Trematosphaeria pertusa, 1260 nucleotides long. RefSeq lists its product as uncharacterized. The record is from RefSeq and is a predicted model, not a curated record. Bases 1 to 1260 code for a protein of 419 amino acids. The transcript is spliced from 2 exons. Gene Ontology annotation, molecular function: protein binding. NCBI's taxonomy places the organism in Eukaryota, Fungi, Ascomycota, Dothideomycetes, Pleosporales, Trematosphaeriaceae.
AUGACGGAUCCAGCGAUGUAUCCAGGCCUGGCUAUCCUGCCGACCGAACUCGUAAGCCAUAUCAGCAUGUUUCUAGAAGCCGAGGACUUCGGCUCCCUCCGGUUGACGUGCAAGGUCUGGCUUUCAUUCUCCGGUCUAUCAGUUUUCCUCCAUCUCACCAAGAUCCCGGAAUUUCGAGAUAAGAUCGAGCGUAUCGAACUACAUCGACCUCACAUGACGGAUGACAACGAUCUGUCGGACUACGAGAGGUAUCUGCGACAAGAAGCGGAGGAUGCCUUUAUCUAUUCAACCGAGGCACGGGAUCUCCUUGCAGAGAUCUUCCGAAACCUGAGAAAUGCAAAAGCCUUGAUAUCUAUAGAACCGUGGUUUGAAGGAUACGAUACCGUCUUAGGCGCCCUGACGAAAGCUCAAUUUCCGCGGAAGCUGGUAAUCCUGCGCAUGUACCCACGAAAUAUGGCCGUCGACCCCGGCUACCAAGCUUUGGUUGAGAAUCUCGCCCUAUAUUCUCCACACAUCAAGGGGCUAUUGUUGCUCGAGGUUGAACAAGGUCCGCCCAGAGAAUCAGGGGCCAAUAUCAAGGAGAUACUGAAAGAGAACAAGGAAGGAUUCCACAUCAAGAACUUCCGUUCUAGCGAUUCAAAUCCAGGAUUCUCGCAGUUAGUCUCAGCCAGUCGAGGGAUGGAGGAGCUAUGUCUGUUCGGGUGCUGUGGGGCUGCGCCAUGCCUCCGGAUUUGCCAUGGCUGUGAAGACCUGUUUGUCACGAACUUCGCCAAGACCCUUCAUCCUCACCUCUCAACGCUCUUGCUCUGCAGCAUCUACAUCAGCGGCAGCCAGCUCCGGCGAUUUCUCAAGCUCCACGAUGCCACACUUCAGCACAUCGAAAUCUAUAGCGUAACACUGACGGAUAUGUCGUGGAAGUUUGUUGCACGAGGGCUGAUGAAGAUGUCUAGUCUCCAGGUCCUGGAGAUCGAUGGCCGCAUCUAUCAGAAGGGUGCGGAAGCACAUCCUGUGCGUCGCCCAACCACCUACGUGGCCUUGCGUCAGGAAACAUAUUGCUAUUGGAAGGUUCAGGGACAGGAGAAUCUGCGUCACUUUUUGGGCGAAUUCAUCAAAUACUUCCAGACUCAUCCACCUGUUCGACUUAAUAUGCCGCAUGUUCGACGUACUGCGCCCAAUUAUUACGAACCUGUCUUAUUCUCUAUUCCCGGUGUUACCACGUCGAUGCUUGGCUCCGAGGAUGCUUCCAGCACGUCGUCAUAA